Dreissena polymorpha is the source of this 1005-nucleotide messenger RNA. RefSeq lists its product as uncharacterized. NCBI's taxonomy places the organism in Eukaryota, Metazoa, Mollusca, Bivalvia, Myida, Dreissenidae. The record is from RefSeq and is a predicted model, not a curated record. The transcript has 6 exons. The coding region runs from base 1 to 1005 and encodes 334 amino acids.
AUGGAUCCCGACAGACGUCCCGAGGUCGCCAUGAUUACGGCCAUGAAAGCGAUUAGAACACCUGACAUAGACCGACCAAUUGAUCAACCAAAAUACCACAUCCCAGGGGAGGUUAACCACUGUGGCCAGCAUCUUCCAGCCAGCACUGUCAAUAUGCGCCGUGUUCUAGCAGAAAACGGGGCCAAGUACAAAGAUGUUGAUGACCUUUAUGAUGACCGAGAAAAUGGUUAUAGCGAUAAACGUCGCUAUGAUGACUACUACAAUCGCAUAGAAAACGAGUACUAUUCUGUACCUGAUGAUUACUACGAUGCUGUAGACGAUGCUCUAUAUGAUGUAGACGACGAUGACUACGAAGACUGUGAUUCAGACCACAUGUGUGUGAAAUACAUAACCGAUACGACGAGCGAAGAUUCCUCCUUCGGAAAUAACCGCGAAGAUGACUACGAUGUUUUUCUUGUUAAGGACUACAUUUGUAACGAGGAAAACUUUUACGACAUGGAUGAGGCCUCCGAAAAUGACAUCGACAGCGAACACUCUGACAGCGCUGGUGAUGAGGACUUCAGUUGGGGUAAUGAUGAGUUGGUCAACUUUACGUAUACUGGUAGCGAUUGGGACUACAAUUGUCGAGAUAAGCAAUACUGUUACGAAAUCGAUAACGAGUGUACUGAUGACGAAGACUAUUAUAACGGCAAAGAGUUAGACGUCGUUCACGACAGCGAUGAUGAUGGAUCUAUCAAUGGGGAUAAGCGUCGCUAUGACGACUUCUACAAUCGCCUCGAUACCGACUACUAUUCUGUGCUCGAUGAUUAUUUUAACAGAGAAAAUGAUGAAGACGACGAAUACUACGACCCUGAUUACGACUUCUGGUUUAUGAAAUACAUAAAACAUACAACGGACGAGGAUUCCUUCCAGGAUUGGAGUUCCCCUUCCGAUGUAGACAUGUCUGGUGAGCAGGAAGAACAAUACUAUGUCGACAUUGACUAUUCAUCUGGCGAAGAGACAUGA